CUCAACAUGAUUUUGCCAAAAUAUUUUUGAUAUAUUAUAAUUAUACUUUUUUCAUCAUCGUUUUAGUGAAACGAUGUAUGAGAUAUGUUUUAUCUUUUGAGUUUCUACGUGGAAACUCCCGCCAACUUCACAGGUAUUCAAGCAAAGCAUUAAUCAGUGACUGUAUACUCUAUAUGUAGACAGGCCCAAUGCUAAUUAUUCUACUAAGCGUCAGUUCAAGUAAAGGUCAGUAAGAAUUGUAAAGUAGUGUGUUUAAUAUUCCCGCCAAGCCUUCAAGCUCAAAAACAAUGUCUGCGGACGAGAAAAAUCCAGCUUUUGAGUCGGAAAGUCUGACCAUAAACGAUACCACUAAAGAAGCUAUCACUUUAAAAAGGUCAUUAGGAGUCCCUGGCGGUGUGGCUCUUCUCGUAGGCACUAUAAUUGGCUCUGGUAUCUUCGCUACCCCAAAAUGGGUCGUUAUAUACUCAGGUUCAGUUGGUCUAAGCCUUGUAGUAUGGUCACUGUGUGGUUUGAUAAGUCUUCUAGGAGCUCUUUGCUAUGUAGAGUUAGGGCUUCUCAUUCCUAAGUCUGGAGGCGAGUAUGUGUAUCUCAUGGAAGCGUUUGGACCUCUCCCUGCGUUCUUGUUCUCCUGGGUAUAUUCUUUGCUUUUGAAAAAUGGCGGUGUUGCUAUUCUGGUUCUUGUCUUUGGAUCCUACGUAGUUGAGCCUUUUUAUCCUGGAUGUACAGACCGACAAGAUUUGGUACAACUUCAGAAACUCCUAGCAGUUAUAGCUUUAGGGGUGGUUAUCGUCGUUAACUGCGCAAGCGUGAAAUGGGCAAGUCGGCUGCAGAUCGGACUGACUGUUGCCAAGAUGGUUGCCAUAGUGAUGCUGAUAUUGACUGGCAUCGUGAGAAUCGCACAAGGUCACGUAUCUAGUUUCACCAACGCGUUCAAGGGCACAGAGCCAAGACUAAGUGUCAUUGGAUUUGCUUUCUACAAUGCUUUGUUCUCAUACGAUGGAUGGAAUAAUAUCAAUUACGUAAUAGAAGAAUUCAAGAAUCCAAAAAGAAACCUACCGCUGUCCAUCUGGAUUGCAGUUCCUGUUGUCUCUGCUUCGUACGUUCUCGUCAAUGUUGGUUUCUUGACGGUGCUCAGCGGAGAUGAAGUUAUGAAAUCCAAUGCCGUGGCUGUGACAUUAGCGAGCCGUUUGUAUGGUGUAAUGGCCUGGACUAUUCCAUUCCUUGUUGCCUGUUCUGUCUUUGGUUCUGUCAAUGGCAGUGCUUUUGCUGGAGGAAGAUUAAUCUUUGCCGCCGCUCGCGAAGGCCACCUUCCUCAGCUCCUCGCCAUGAUACACACCAAACAACGAACUCCUCUUCCAGCCCUACUGACAUCGUUCAUUAUUUGUACAAUCAUGGUGAUCCCAGACACAUCUUCCAUCGCUUCCCUCCUCAACGCUUUCAGUCUCCUGGUCUGGUUCAACUAUGGCGUAACUCUGUCUGCUCUUCUAUGGUUGAGGUACAAAAAGAAAGACAGCGAACGACCUUACAAGGUGUUUAUCGUUUUCCCAUGCCUACUUAUCUUGCUGUCGAUCUACCUCGUGGUUGCUUCCUUCGCACAGUCUCCAGUAUCUUCCACAUUAUGCUUUCUUUUUGUUCUGGCUGGGAUCCCUGUGUAUUUUGUAUUUGUUCGCUACAAAUUCGUCCCAGGAUGCAUUGAUCGAGUGACUCUUUGGCUGCAGAAGUUCCUUAACGUUGCUCUACCACAAACAGAGAAAGACUUACUUUAAAACCAUCUUCUUCAGUGGUCGAACGCAAAGCACAUAGUAGAGACUGCAAAGUAGACACUUCACCAAGCAUGGUGACGUAAUUUUACUCCGUACAAUUACCAGAAUCCUUUGCAAAAUUUUCUUAUUCAUUCAAAAUUGUAUUCUUUGCCCUUGAGAAUAACGACGAAAUGCGCACAAAUAGUCGUAAAGGCUGCGCAAAGGCUGGUAGUACUGAGUUGCAGUAUGUAGAGCUAAGGGGUGGUCACGUGACUAAGUACAACUUCUUAUAUCGGGAAACGAGAGAAAACCAGCUAACUGCGCAUGCUCAAAGUCCGCAUGCAACUGACCCCAAUGCUGCUCUAAAAAUAUCCAAACUUUUUUUAAACUUGUCUUGCAAAUUAACUUUAAAAUUGAAAACUUACGUUAUAAUUAGCAAAUUCUUUCAAAUUGUUUUAACAAUUAAGUAUCUUGGUCCCACAAAAGCAUGUAUACUCAUAUUGACAAAUUUGUUCGUAUAUUCGGGAAAACGACAUUUAUUUUCUAAAAAAAAACCGCUAGAAUUCCGUCUUAGAGAGCGUGCUUAAAUGCACGGUACGAGUGUUAAACGCUAUCAGAUUGUUCCAGCAAGGAACUUUAUCUUUAGGCCAUACCUAGAGGACCACACAUUUAAUGACAAGGAAAACUUCAGAAAGUAACAAAGUAAAUAAUAAAUAAAUCAGGAUAAAUCAUUUUUUACAAAGCAACAAACUGAUUUAUCCUGGUCUUUUAGCUACCAGUUAUUAAUAAACCAGAAAG
Messenger RNA from Actinia tenebrosa (Australian red waratah sea anemone), 2540 nucleotides. RefSeq names its product b(0,+)-type amino acid transporter 1. Lineage: Eukaryota; Metazoa; Cnidaria; Anthozoa; Actiniaria; Actiniidae. Gene Ontology annotation, cellular component: membrane. Gene Ontology annotation, biological process: amino acid transmembrane transport. The record is from RefSeq and is a predicted model, not a curated record. Gene Ontology annotation, molecular function: L-amino acid transmembrane transporter activity.